AUGACAGUUUACAGAAAUUUGAACGCCUGUACGCCUGUUGUAGGAGACAGUGAAGAAAGUGAUGAAUCAAGAGAUACAGAAGAUAAUGGAACAGAUGAAGCAGAAAGAGAGAGAGAAGAUGAUGGAGGAAAUAAAGCAGGAGAAACAGAAGAUGGUGAUUCUUCACCUGCCAGUAGUCUUGCACCUGUACAGGGACGGGGGCCUGUUUCCUCCAAACAGCGUAGCUAUAUCUUCAGUGGUAAAGAGGAGCUUGUCAUUUUGCCUCAAGUAAAGUCGGUCACUGGAAAACAAGAGUCUAUUGAGGUGUAUAAAUCAUUCAUAACUGAUGCUCUUUUGAACACAAUAGUUACUCAGACAAAUACAUUUGCUCAACAAAAAAUAAAUGCAGCACCAGUGACUAGGAGGUCAAGGUUUAUUUUAUGGAAAUCCACUGCAAAAGAAAUGAAGAAAUUCAUUGGUGUAAUUAUAUAUAUGGGAAUUAUUGGUAUGCUAGAAAUUUCUUCCCACUGGAGCAAAAACAAGCUGUAUGCUGACUCUUAUGUUAGCAAUGCGAUCACCAGAGAGAGGUUUGAAAUUCUUCUUAAGUGUAUACAUUUCAAGGAUAAUAUAGAUAUUGAUAAUCUACUUGAUCCAUUAUUCAAAUUGAAACCUUUGGCCACUGCUAUUAGAGACCAAUGUCAAGCUGUUUACAAGCCAGGACCCAUGUUUGUGAUUGAUGAGAGUAUGAUUCCCUUCAGGGGGAGAGUUAAGGUUAAGCAGUAUCUUUCUGGGAAAGCACAUAAGUAUGGCUUUAGGCUAUACAGGAUAUGUACUCUUAGUAGCUAUACAUGGAAUUUCAAAAUUAAUUCAGGAUGUCAAAAAAAAUAUCAGGAACUAAAUGCCACCGAAAGCCUAACAGUUGAACUCUGUGAAGAAUUGUUAGACCAGGGUGGCACUCUUUAUGCUGAGAACUAUUAUUGUUUAGUGACCCUUGCAGAUGAUGUUAUAGUUACUAGUAGCAAGAAGAACAGAAGUAAAGAAGAUGUUUUCAAACCAGAAAGUGUAAUGGUAAACAGCAAGGCAAAGGAAGUUGUGGAUAUCUCUGACCAAUAUACAUCCUCCUACAGUCCUCUGAGAAAAAGUAAAAUAUAG
Messenger RNA from Penaeus chinensis, 1131 nucleotides. RefSeq names its product piggyBac transposable element-derived protein 4-like. The record is from RefSeq and is a predicted model, not a curated record. The transcript has 3 exons. Bases 1 to 1131 code for a protein of 376 amino acids. Lineage: Eukaryota; Metazoa; Arthropoda; Malacostraca; Decapoda; Penaeidae.